Messenger RNA from Pipistrellus kuhlii (Kuhl's pipistrelle), 1289 nucleotides. RefSeq names its product inhibin subunit alpha (gene INHA). NCBI's taxonomy places the organism in Eukaryota, Metazoa, Chordata, Mammalia, Chiroptera, Vespertilionidae. The record is from RefSeq and is a predicted model, not a curated record. Bases 80 to 1183 code for a protein of 367 amino acids. The transcript has 2 exons. Gene Ontology annotation, biological process: SMAD protein signal transduction. Gene Ontology annotation, cellular component: extracellular region. Gene Ontology annotation, molecular function: growth factor activity; cytokine activity.
AGUGGGAGGCCCUGGGGCAGACCCUGACAAAGGGGCAGUGAUCGGGUGUGGGCUCAGCAUUGACAGGGACAGGUGAGCCAUGUUGCUACAGCUGCCACUGCUGCUCUUCUUACUGGUGGCCCCGCAGUGGGGGCAUGGCUGCCAAGGGUCAGAGCUGGACCGGGAGCUUGUCCUGGCCAAAGUGAGGAGCCUGUUCCUGGAUGCUUUGGGGCCCCCGGCAGUGACCGGUGAAGGUGGGGACCCUGGAGGCAGGCGUCUGCCCCGAAGACAUGCUGUGGGGGGCAUCAUGCGCAGGCGCUCUGAGCCUGAGGAGGAGGAUGUCUCCCAGGCCAUCCUUUUCCCAACGGCAGGUGUCCGCUGCGAGGGCCAGCCAGCUGCGGGAGAGCCGGCCCAGAAGGCGGAGGAGGGCCUCUUCACAUACAUGUUCCGACCGUCCCAGCACACACGCAGCCGCCAGGUGACUUCGGCCCAGCUGUGGUUCCACACGGGACGGGACAGGCGGGGCACAGCAGCCUCCAACAGCUCUGGGCCCCUGCUGGACUUGCUGGCCCUGUCAUCUGAGGGUCCCAUGGCUGUGCCUGUGUCGCUGGGCCAGGCACCACCUCGCUGGGCUGUGCUACACCUGGCCGCCUCCGCCUUCCCCCUGCUGACCCAUCCGAUCCUGGUACUCCUGCUGCGCUGUCCUCUCUGUUCCUGCUCAGCCCGGCCCGAGACCACGCCCUUUUUGGUGGCCCACACCCGGGCCAAGCCACCCAGUGGAGGAGAGAGAGCCCGGCGCUCCGCUCCCCUGCUGCCCUGGCCUUGGUCGCCCGCUGCACUGCGCCUGCUGCAGAGGCCUCCGGAGGAUCCCGCCGCCCAUGCCCACUGCCACCGAGCCGCCCUCAACAUCUCCUUCCAGGAGCUGGGCUGGGACCACUGGAUCGUACACCCUCCGAGCUUCAUCUUCUACUACUGUCACGGCGGCUGUGGGCUGCCUACCCAGCCGGACCCGUCUCUGCCAGUCCCCGGAGUUCCCCCUACCCCUUUCCAGCCCCCCUCUCUGCUGCCAGGGGCCCAGCCCUGCUGUGCUGCUUACCCGGGGUCCAUGAGGUCCCUCCGUGUCCGCACCACCUCAGACGGGGGCUACUCUUUCAAGUAUGAGACGGUGCCCAACCUUCUCACGCAGCACUGUGCUUGCGUCUGAGGGAGUCCUGCUGGUGGGUGAUCAAGCCCUGCCAUCACCCCUUCUACUUCUCUGCCUGAGGACUCCCCUCCGCCCCACCUCUAUGACAAUAAAGAACCCAGUGCAU